Messenger RNA from Rhodofomes roseus, 1649 nucleotides. RefSeq lists its product as uncharacterized. The coding region runs from base 154 to 1419 and encodes 421 amino acids. The record is from RefSeq and is a predicted model, not a curated record. The transcript has 3 exons. NCBI's taxonomy places the organism in Eukaryota, Fungi, Basidiomycota, Agaricomycetes, Polyporales, Fomitopsidaceae.
GGCGAGGCUUCCAGCUGAGGCUGACACGGUGAGUUGUAUCCCAGACCACCGGCCAGCAGAGCACAAAAGGCCGCCUGCUGGACGUUUGCCUCUUUCCCCGCUACCGUCAACUUCCAAGUCAACGCACGCACAACUUCAGUACUCUGCAACAACAUGGUUCUCCUCGGCGUCAUUGUCGGGGGCCUCCGGGCCCUCAGCCAUCUCGCGCAUGCCUACUGCCCGCCUGGCGAUGGUCAGAGUGCAGUUGGCAGUCCCGGCACUGGUGGUCUCUGCCCUGGGAUCACCAGCGUCGUCGACAAGGUCGUACUCAAGGUUGAGGACUCGCUCAGCGGGCUCGGCAACACGACCUCUGGCCUACUCGGCUAUCCCUUCAUCGGACAAGAAUUGGUCUCGGACAUGAUGGCGCUCGUCUUCGGCAACAUCGCUCCUAUGUCUGUCCUCGAAGCUUCCGACCAGAUCGCCUUCGUCAACGACACCUCUUCCGUCCACGGUUACACGGUAUACGGCCUCACCGACCUCGUCCUGCACCUCGUCAACGACGAUCCCGACAACACUGGCGCCCCCGGGCCCAAGGUACUCGCAACGACGACGGACAUCAUCAUCGCACCCAAGUACGAGCUCAUGCUCUGGGAAGCCCCGAUGUGCACGAUCUGCCCUGGCGAGUUCAUGACGAAGAACCUGCUCGACGCUCCAGCCCCCGAGCUCGUCGUCUACGUGCCUCCGAACACGUGCCGGCUCAGCGACCUGCGCCCUCUGUCCGCUUCUCUCGACACUCAGGCUGCUCUUGGUUCUCUCAAGGCUUCCCGUCGUCUCGGCUAUCUGGGUACUGUGCUUCUGCGUGUUCUGCGGCUCUCUGGUUCUGGCACUCUCGGGACUCCUAAGGUCAGCCUCACCGUCGGUGCCGCCGCGCACCUCCCCGGCUACGGUCUCUAUCUGCUCGUCGUGGGCGCAAUGCUCUGGAGCACGCUCACGACAUCUUGGUAUAACAUCGGCAUCGGUUGUGGUGUCCCUCUGGCUGUGCUAGAGGGUACCCGAAUUGGACUCGACUUCUUCAUGGUAAGCUGUCAUAUCAUGCAUCCCCGUAAUCCCUCAAUUCACGUCGCAUCCCAUCAAACACCGGUAUCAACGACCACAAACCCCAGCUCAAAUUCGAAUUUGGACUCGGACUCGGACUCGGAGGACCUCUCCGCGCUCUCGGACGAAGACCUCGAGCGCGAGAUCGCAGAGCUCAUGCGCGCGAUGGACGAAAACGACGCUAGAAUGGACGCGUUUGGGAGCGGGAUCGCGAGGCUUGACGGGGGUAUGGACUCGUUGGACAGUCGGCUCGCGAGGCUGGACGCGCUGGAUGCGGGCUUUGCACGACUGGAGGAGGAGAUCGGCUACGGAGAGGGUAUGGAGGGGGAGGACGAGGACGGUUGAGAGGGCAUGCCGAGUGGUGCGCUGUGCGUGCCGUUCGACAAACUCUCUCAAUCCUUUCUUGGUUAUUGGGAUGCAUGGCAUCCUUCGGUCAACGGUCACGGUCUAUGGUUACGUUUACUUUAUGUUCUUUAUCUCUUCUCGUUCUUGGGUAUUUAUUGGUGUUGCAGCAUGAUUGUCGACUCCCGCCUGUACUAGGUCACGGCUUUCUUGAUGCAAUUGGGUUCAUUGAC